GCUCUCAACUCACGAUCGAGCAAGGGACCGUGCGAAAUCGUGAAUCUGCUGCUCCUGCUGCUGCUUGUGAGAUCGCGCGAGCCUAGGGAAACACACGAAGAGCCAAGGUCUGACGAAGCUACUCACGACUCGUGACUGCUGUCCUUUAGAAACCUUGGCGCCUUCUUAAGAGAGGGCUCCCACCAUCUCUCUCCACUCAUCUCCACAGAUUCGUGCCCGUACUCUUUUGCCUACUCAGCUAGCAACGUCGAAAAGCCCUCAAGUCGGUCGCGUCGAUCUCCACCUCCCACCAGCAACAGAAGCGUCAGCCGCCAACUUUGCGAUGUCGGCGACGGGAGCUCAGGGGCUUGCAAAGCCCGUGCACAAGACUGUGCUCAAUCUUGGUAAUUUGCCACCUAAGCGAGCUGGAUUCGGCGGAGGUAGCUAUCCGCGGACUCCGUCCCGCGUGGAUCCCAACAACCCUCCUUGGCCAGCUUACAGAGGCUACCAUGAGUUCUCGUUUGCGCACGAGACCAUGGGCAAACGCUUGCCGACCAUUCUGGGCAAGGCCAUCGAUGAUACCAUCAAGACGCUAAACGAACAGAGCAAGGAGGAAUCGAUGGUCGAUCUGCUGCAAUGCAUCGAGAGGAUGCAGGAGCUGAUGAAGGAUCUUCAAGCGAAUGCGAAGCUCAGACCAGUUGUCGAUGAUGGCGAGGGCGAUGUGGCGUUGUGGAACAAGGAGCUGGCAAAGUAUUUCAGAGGCAAGACUUUCAUGGAUGCUCCAUGGUUCUUUGCGGAAGCAUACAAGUACCGUAGGCUGCACGAAUGCUUUAGCAUCUCCAAGCACUGGAAAGACUACGACGUCUUUUUCCGCCAAAAGUGCGACACCUUCUCUCGCUCGGGCACAGCCGUCUUUGAGCUCUCGACUCGCUUCGCCGAGCCGUUCCAUUACGAAGCGAAUGCUAGCGAAGACGAGAAAGUGAAAGCCAGGAAGCUCAUCUUCCACGAGCUUACUCAGAUCUGCUUGUGGGGAAAUGCUACGGAUCUAAGUCUGCUCAUCAACAUGACUGAGGAAGACAUCAAGAGCCUUCAGAGCACUGGGGGAGAGCACCUGGCUGCGACUGAGAAGAACAUCCUCGGAAAUCACAUCGACAGAAUCUGGGCAUUGCUUUCCAACAUCAAAGAUGGUCGGCUUGACUUUGUACUCGACAACGCAGGAUUCGAGCUGUACUGCGAUUGCGUGUAUGCGGACUGGCUCAUCCAGUCUGGCAUCGCAAAGCAGAUUCGCUUCCACGGCAAGAGGUUCGCUUGGUUCGUCUCCGACGUCACACGCAAGGAUUGGGACUGGCUGUUGAAUAGCAUGAUGUACGGCAGCCUGUUCAGCACUGCUACGGAUGAUCAGCUGCAGUCCCUGAGGCAGCUCGCUGUGCGCUGGAAAAAUUACGAGAAGGAGGGCAAAUGGGUGUAUGAGCAACAUCCCUUCUGGUGUACUGGCUACAGCUUUUGGUCUUUGCCUUCUGAAGCUCCGGACCUCUUUUUGCACCUGUCCGAGAGUGAUUGCGUCUUCUUCAAAGGCGAUCUGAACCACCGUAAAUUGACUUAUGACUGUCAAGCUCCAUCGCAAACUCCAUUCGACAUUGCGAUUGGACCCUUGGCUUCGGAAGAUGGCGCACCUCCGGUCGUCUCGCUCAGGACAGUCAAAUCCGAUGUGGUCGUCGGGGUGGACGAGGCGACAGCUGCUAGAUUGGACAAGGAGGAGCCGGGAUGGCGGAUCAGCGGCAAGUACGCCGUCGUUUUGCUCAGCGAAGGCGAUGCGGAAAGGAAACCAGUGCAACUGGGAGGCGAAACGCGCCCCUAGGUGCGAGCACCUUGGCCGCUCGUCGCUGCCAUUGUUGGCCACGUCUCAAAUCCGCCUCGUGCACUUCAAGCUGCAACGCCUUCUUCUACAAAGUCGCUUCGCAAUUUGAAUCGAUAUGUCAUACACGCAA
This is a messenger RNA of Ceraceosorus guamensis, 1967 nucleotides long. RefSeq names its product DUF89-domain-containing protein. Gene Ontology annotation, molecular function: phosphatase activity. Gene Ontology annotation, cellular component: nucleus; cytoplasm. The transcript has 8 exons. Gene Ontology annotation, biological process: DNA damage response. Bases 323 to 1837 code for a protein of 504 amino acids. The record is from RefSeq and is a predicted model, not a curated record. NCBI's taxonomy places the organism in Eukaryota, Fungi, Basidiomycota, Exobasidiomycetes, Ceraceosorales, Ceraceosoraceae.